Homarus americanus (American lobster) is the source of this 1437-nucleotide messenger RNA. RefSeq names its product sulfotransferase 1C4-like. Lineage: Eukaryota; Metazoa; Arthropoda; Malacostraca; Decapoda; Nephropidae. Gene Ontology annotation, biological process: sulfation. The transcript has 8 exons. Gene Ontology annotation, cellular component: cytoplasm. The record is from RefSeq and is a predicted model, not a curated record. The coding region runs from base 84 to 1127 and encodes 347 amino acids. Gene Ontology annotation, molecular function: sulfotransferase activity.
CGGGCAACCACCAGCAGCUGCAAGUCAGUGUGAUUUGCACGAAGUGUUCAGUGUGGACCGACGAUUCCUCUGUGACCAGGACGAUGUUUCUUGCAAGCGGCCAUGAAGUGGUGCCACUGGAGGAGGAUCACGAGGCUCAGAUGGAGAAGGAAUUUGCAUCUUUGCCUGGUGGGAUGAUUCGCUUGACUCCUGGUAACUGGUUCUUCCCCGGAGCCUUUUUCAAUUAUGCAGACAAGUUGUACAACUUUCAGUGGCGAAUGGGCGACGUGGUGGUGAUGACGUGGCCCAAGUGCGGCACAACAUGGAUGCAGGAGAUCAUCUGGACUAUGAGGAACAACCCUGACCUGAACAACCCCUUGGCUGACAUGUCAAUUACUUCCCGAGUUCCCUUCAUUGACAUGGAUAUGUUUAUGUUAGCCGAGACCCUCCAGAACCCCAAUCCGGACAACCCACUUCUAUCCGACUUCCUGAAGGUGUGUCCAGGAGCCAACCCAGCCGAUGGUGUUCAGUUGCAGCUAGCUACCGUUAUGCCUGACCCUAGAACCAUCAAGACCCAUAUUCCUCUGUCACUCCUUCAUCCAACGAUCCUGGACAACAGUAAGGUUGUCUUCGUGGCCAGGAACCCCAGGGAUGUGAUUGUCUCUCUUCAUCAUCACUACCGUAUCGUUAAAUCUUUAAAUUUCACAGGAAGCAUGGACAAUUUCGUCAACUAUUUCGUCAACGACAAAUUGCUGUAUGGACCAUACUGGUUACACGUACAGGAGGCGUGGGCGAAGCGUCACCACCCAAACUUUCAUUUCAUCUUCUAUGAAGAUUUGAAGGCCGACAUUAUGACUGAACUGAACAAGCUGAACAAGUUUCUAGGCUUAAACCUCACUAAAAAACAACUCUGUAAUGUAGCUGACUACACCAGUUUCAAUCGGAUGGCAGCUCGGGACAAAUUGUUAGGACCCAAAACAGAAGACAACCCUAUGUUCUUCAAGGAGAUAGUGAGGCAAGACGGGGGCUUCUUUAGGAAAGGUACAGUGUGUAGUUGGAAGGAGAAAUUGUCUCCUGAAAUGGUGAACAAGAUCGACCAGUGGACCACAAAAAACCUCAGGGAAAUCCCUUUCAGAUACUCCUUAUAAACAUGUGUUGACUAAUAACAGCAAGUCUCCACUAUUAGCGACAACGAAAACAACAACGGUAGUAACAUUAUUAGAAGCAAAACAUGUACAGUGGGAGACAAAAGUCCCUGAACAUUUAGCAAUAUCUGACAUCUAAUUCUGGUUCACCUAUAUGAUUGGUUUAUAUCCAAUAAUGCUGCAUUUCAUCACAUAUUAAGUCAGAACCACUUGAUGAUCCUCAAGUACUUUUUAGCGUUUAUCCUCUUUGCCACUGAUCGGCUCGUUAGCUGCUUGGGCGGUCGGUCAUGUGUCUCUGAUACGCACUGUUGGC